Messenger RNA from Echinostoma caproni, 804 nucleotides. Lineage: Eukaryota; Metazoa; Platyhelminthes; Trematoda; Plagiorchiida; Echinostomatidae. The record is from the annotation of a GenBank genome assembly.
AUGGGCCGGCAUCUACGCCCGGAUCGUUUUGACACUGAUCCCAACUCUCCAAAUGGUGCCGAUGCCUGGGAACACUGGUAUUAUACGUUCACUCAUUUCCUAGGACUUGUGGAAGAGCGUAAACCAGACAAACUCAAAACUCGCAUGCACUUUUUGUCGCCUACUGUUUACAAAUUCGUUUCACGAUGCACUGAUAAUGACUCUGCCAUUACGACGCUUCAAUCCCUAUAUAUGCAAACGAAGAACGAGAUUUUCGCGCGCCAUCUUCUGGCGACCUCAAAACAGAGUGCCAUUGAAACUCUGGAUCAAUUCAUGCAGAAGCUCAGAAACCUUGCUCGAGACUGCAAUUUUAAAGCGGUCAGUGCGAAACAAAACGAGGAGGACGCCAUACGUGACGCGUUUAUCAACGGGUUAUUAUCAAACCCCAUUCGUCAGCGGCUUCUUGAAAAUAAAACACUCGAUGUGAGUACCGCUUAUGACCAGGCCAAAGCUCUCGAUCUAGCUCAACAGCAGUCUCAAACAUUCGCCCAAGUCACUCCUUCAAUCUGCGCUGCCGCUGCAAGCACCCUGGAUCAGACACCUGAGACGACGUUGGCUACGUCUCGAACAAGCUGCUUCUUUUGUGGUUAUGAUCGACAUCCUUGUCACAUGUCCUGCGGAAGAUGCAACUUGCAAGUCAUGUGGCAAACGGGGACAUUUCCAGAAAGUUUACCGGGCUCCUGCCAACUCAAAGCAUACCGCAGCUACCUCGCCGUUCCCCGUCUCCUCCAUCAGUGCAGCGGCUGCCCCUGCGAAUCUUACUAA